AUGGGCAACCCGCCUAAGGAAUGCACUCCAGAGGAGGUUAUCUCCGCCAUCGAAAAGUACCGCAAAGUUGUUGCAGAGGAUGCUUACAAGUCUCUAGAGUGGCUUAUCCGUGAAGGCGAGAAACAGGAACUAGGACCAAACUGGGAGGAUGCGGAUGAAUCUUUGAUUAUUGAGGGGCAGAUGCGUUCGUGCGAGCAAUACCUAGGCUGCGAUUUACCUAAUUUCAAACACCCGCGCGAGUUACUAUCCCGUUUUGACGAGGUCAUUAAAGAAUCCGGUUGUGACGGUGUCAUAGAGUACCAAAGCCUUAAGCCUCCUGGCGUGAGCGCCGAUAUGAGAACCGAAGCACAUAUCAGCAUCCUCGAGAAAGCUCUUAAAGACAAUACGCAUAUUUCCGUGCCCUUCCCUGUCUCGAUCCCUCAAGAAUACAAGACUCUGAUGCGUCACGUUGACUCAUUAUUUGGAGUAGGCUUGCUCCGCCAGCGUUCGCCGCCCCUUUGGGCUGGCUGUACGGAUUCCGAAGCCAGAAUUAAACGACCUGCUGGGUGGGAGACUGGAGAUUCUACAGAAGGCUAUAUCUUUAUUAUACUCUGUCGAAAUGAGAAAGAAGGCAAACUAUGGCGCUGGCGGUAUGCUCGGGUUGACUGGUUUAUGGGGGAGAGCGAGGUAUUUGAUAGUAUUCCAAGUUUCCUGGAACACUACGCUCAAGACGUCCCAGAGCCUAUUAAUGAAUUACAUUGGCUUGUCCCUUUGGAUAAUCACCCACCAUGCCCACGAGGAACAUCCCAAUCACCUUGA
Messenger RNA from Nannizzia gypsea CBS 118893, 798 nucleotides. RefSeq lists its product as hypothetical. The record is from RefSeq and is a predicted model, not a curated record. The coding region runs from base 1 to 798 and encodes 265 amino acids. The transcript has 2 exons. NCBI's taxonomy places the organism in Eukaryota, Fungi, Ascomycota, Eurotiomycetes, Onygenales, Arthrodermataceae.